Messenger RNA from Sparassis crispa, 1812 nucleotides. RefSeq names its product DUF803-domain-containing protein. Bases 1 to 1812 code for a protein of 603 amino acids. Gene Ontology annotation, molecular function: magnesium ion transmembrane transporter activity. NCBI's taxonomy places the organism in Eukaryota, Fungi, Basidiomycota, Agaricomycetes, Polyporales, Sparassidaceae. The record is from RefSeq and is a predicted model, not a curated record. The transcript has 9 exons. Gene Ontology annotation, biological process: magnesium ion transport. Gene Ontology annotation, cellular component: membrane.
AUGAUGUAUAUACCCCUCGCUGCUUCACCCAUCCCGUCAAAUGUUCUGUUCAUGCUCUUCAAAGACCCGGAUGUUAUCGCCCGACUCCCACAUCUGACGAAUGCAACUAUUGCUGGCAUUGUGGUCGCUGUCUCUGGAAAUGUCCUCAUCUCCUUGGCCUUGAAUUGCCAGAAACUCGCCCACAAACGGUUGGAGAGGGCGCGGGAGACUGCUGACCGACGUCUCGAAUGGAACGCUGGGCAAGAAGGCUCAGCGACAUCCGAAGCGGACAAUUCCCAAGCUACAUCGUUUACAGAAGGUGGGGCCGACGUUUCGAACAGGGCAGUGGCUUUGAUAGAAACAGAACCUCUAUUGAGCACUUCGAAUGGGACACCGUCUCCCGCCUAUGGAACUUCCGUUACCCUCAGGCCCACCAAGAAACCUACCAUCUUCUCGAGGCUCUCUCGUAUUAGCCGACACGACACGCACCCGAUGAAAGAUACUGACCAGUCCCACCUCGCCGCUCUGGACCCUGUGGAUGUUGUUCCAAUUUUGUUGCCAGGGGAUGGCCGUACAAAGAACAGUAGCACUGAGGAGAGAGGAAACAGUUCCAACAAUGGAAACGAGAGCGACUACCUUAAGUCCAAGUUAUGGUGGGUUGGGUUCUUGUUGAUGAAUGUCGGCGAGAUGGGGAAUUUCAUUUCGUACGCAUUUGCACCGGCUUCGGUGGUAGCUCCUCUGGGCACAUUUGCGCUCAUUGCCAAUUGCCUGUUCGCUCCACUGAUGCUCAAGGAACGUUUUCGCAAACGUGAUUUCUUUGGCAUCGUCAUCGCUGUAAUUGGAGCUAUCACGGUGGUUCUCUCCACCAAUCCUUCCGAUGUUCGGUUGGACCCCCAAGGCCUCAUUGAGGCAAUUAAGCAACGCCCUUUCAUCGUAUAUUCAAUCGUGUAUAUCACAGGCAUCAUUAUCCUGUCAGGACUGUCCGAAGGGAGUAUAGGGAGAAGUUACGUUUACGUAGACGUCGGGCUUUGUGCGUUAUUUGGUGGUUUUACUGUUCUGUCGACCAAGGCCAUGUCGACCCUGAUCACAUUGGAGUGGUUUGAAAUAUUCGCCGAAUGGGUCACUUAUCCAGUGCUUGCGGUUCUUCUUUGUACUGGAGUUGGUCAAAUUAAAUAUUUGAAUCGUGCUCUGAUGCGAUUCGACAGCAAGGUUGUCGUUCCUACUCAAUUCGUGAUGUUCACUCUGUCGGCUAUCGUCGGAUCUGCGAUACUGUACGGAGAUUUCAAGAAGGCCACGUUUCACGAGCUCGUAACUUUCUUUUACGGUUGUUGUGCGACGUUCGCUGGAGUAUUCAUAAUCACGUGGGCUCCGACACCCAUCGUCGAGGAGAGUACAGAACCGAGCCUUUCUCAGGAUGACGAGGAGGCGCGCAGCGAUUACCUUGAUCCACCCGAUGGCGACAACCCCGCUUUGAGAAUCGUCAGGGCAGGGAGCUUGGGUAGACGCAAUCCAGUAAAGCUACACGCGGACCAAAUUACACCUAUCCUGAGGAACAGGCAGAGUUUUGUCAGCCUCUAUGGGCUAUCUCCUGCUCAACGUGUCCUCAUAAUCAAUACUCCUCCACGAGACGAACCCGUUCGCCCUCAAUCGCAGGAUGUCGAACGCGACCCGUUAUCUACGCCUGACUCAACUGGCCGUCGAAGAGCCAUUAGCUGGGUCGGUGAUGAUGCUCAUGGGCAUCAUGCGCAAGGCGUGCGGAUAGCAGCUUCUCCAUAUGACACGAGGGAGAACAGCAGUAGGUGUCACCAGGAGCCAGCGGCUGAUAGGAAUUAG